Molecule: messenger RNA, 717 nt
Organism: Trichomonas vaginalis G3
Lineage: Eukaryota; Parabasalia; Trichomonadida; Trichomonadidae
Exons: 1
Coding region: 1-717 (238 amino acids)
Source: RefSeq, a predicted model, not a curated record
AUGACCGAAGAUAAUAGACAACAAAAGAUUUAUAAGAAUAUGCAACAUGCUAUUGUUGAAGCUUUGCAUGUACUAGGCGAAAGCUCACAAUAUAAUGAUGGCAGUGUAAGAAUGAAAGACUUAUUUACAUUUGUCGAGAAAUCUCCAAUAGAAAUCAAUGGUCAAAUCGACUCAGGACCUCACCGCUUUUCCAUAUUUAAUAGUGCUCUAUCAGGGCGUCGAUCUGCUGCCAUUUUAUUUGAAAAAAUUGAUAAUAAUGACAGACAAGGUGCAUGGUGGAAACUUGCAAAACCUUACGAUGAAUGCCUACAAAUAGCUCUUGAGCAAAAAGGUAAUAAAAAAGCUCAAAAGAGAAAUCGUCCAAAAGUUGAACCGAAACCAACUUCAGAAAUCACUCACGUUAAACCACAAGUACUAUUCAAAUGGAAUAAGUCCGAAGUAAUGGAUAUUUUUGAGCAAAUCAAAGAAUUAACCAUUAAAACUGCAAAUCUUCGUGAAGAAAAUCGAAAAUUAAAGGAGAAACUUGUUAUAGAGAACGAAGAGAUUGAUCUAAGGAUAUCUUCAAUUUACGAACAAGAUCCGAAUUCUCCAGCCCUAAAAAGGCUUGACGAAUACCAAAAGGCGAAGAACUACGAACUUUCAUUACGAGGACAACUUGAAACAGAGCAAAAGAAGUUGUUUACUCUAAGUGAUCAAGCAAUGGAAAAUCAUUCUUAA